Salvia hispanica is the source of this 708-nucleotide messenger RNA. NCBI's taxonomy places the organism in Eukaryota, Viridiplantae, Streptophyta, Magnoliopsida, Lamiales, Lamiaceae. The record is from RefSeq and is a predicted model, not a curated record.
CCUCCUCCGCAACCAACCGGCGCCGCCCAUAUACAUACCCCAUGGCCAAAGAAUUAGUUUCGGCGUUCCAUGCUACAAAUAACGAAAAAUUGGUUGAGUUCGUCCACAGCUACUACGUCAACAACCUCAACUCUCCCGAGUUCUGCUCAGCACUCCAACUCCGUCUCAACCCAACAAACAACGACCAAUCUGUCGGGCGAUGGCGCCGAUCAGUUCUCGUGAAGCGUGAGACUGCACUCCAGAAACGCAAGGAGAUAAUAGAUCAAAUGAUUUUGGUUGUCCAGCGCAUCAUGAUAGAUCUCGAUAGCAUUAUAAAUGCAGCUCGUGGCUUGGAGGUCGAGAUCAAAUCUUUGUCGGAAGCGGUUGAUGAUGGGGAGAAAGUGGCGGCGAUGGAAAAUUGCUUUGAAGAAUUACUACAGAAUGAUGAGAAAUACAAUAGUGCUAUCAACCGUGCUAGAGAAUCGGUGCUUCAGAGCAUAGUUGUAGUUGGGAACAAGGGGACAGAGCAUUACUUUCUUUAAACCUUUUAUCAUCUCUUUUAGAUAUAUAGUACUCCUAGUACUAGUUUUAUUGUUGUAUAUAUUAGGUAGUUUGUUUUAUUUUUUUAAUUUUUAGAUAUUAGUAGUAUUUUUUGUAUUUUUUCUAUUUAUUAAGUGUAUUAGUUAAUUGUACUCCUAUAUUUGAUCGUAUUUUAUUUUUUUUAUCACA